ACUGGGAGCAGCUGAUGAAAUACGCCUCCACCAUGACUUUAGACAGCGAGCUGAACAAGAUUUCCACAGAGCUCAAACACCUUUCACUCAAGAGACAACAACUUCUGGAGAGGAAAAAACUCCAGUGCAUAUUUCAGGAGUUGAAGAAUCGUGUUCAACUUGAACAGCCAGAGGAGGGUGACUCGUAUCAGCAUGAGAUUGACAGCAUUGAUGACAAACUGAAUCAACUGGCGGAGAGGAAGGCAGAGCUCCAGAAGAACCACGACAACAUGGUCUACGGGAACGAUGAGAAGAACAGCCUGAAAGAGAUCACCUCCAUCCAGAAGGAUGUGACUGACGGUCCUGGAAUUUUCUUUGUUGAGCACCCGGAUUUUCCCGCGCCUACAGUGAUUCUGGACGUGGAGAAGCUUCCCCCCCGCCCCACCAGGACGCAGUGUCCUGAGUGUGAGCAGUUCAUCAUGACAGAGACGUUUACCUCCAUCAGCAGCGUCACCUGGCUCAUGUGUUUCAUGACGGCUUUAAUUGGUUGCAUUGCUGGUUGUUGCCUCAUUCCCUUCUGCAUGGAUAGAUUCAAAUCCACCACACACAGAUGUCCAAAGUGUCGAACGUCAAUCAUAACUAUUAAACAGAUGUGAGAGAAAAGCAGCUGGUAAGAACUUGAUCCUGAAAGAGUAUCAGACUUAAUAAUGGAGAUGUAGCAUACAGCAGCACUUGCAGAUUUGUUUGUGUUUACUAUCAUCAUGAGCACCGAAUGUGAGUGGUUGAAGAGGGACAAACUGGUGUCUGUAUUUAUCCUAGAUUUCUGGAUAUUUUAGACAAGGACAUUACAUGACAUCCAUUUUUUCAAAGCAGACAAGCAGACCUCUAAUUCAAUAAUUUUUAAAUUAUAAUCUGCUUUUACAGGCUAAUAAGUGAGUUUGUCUUUGGUGUUACCAGUUAAUUAACGACACAAACAUCUCAUUAUAGCACAUAAUCCUUUUAAAGAGUGACAUUUGGAUUGUCAGAAAAAGCACUAUUGUUCUUAUAGGAUAACUAUAAAAAAAGUGUCAUCGUCAUCAGUCCUUUUUACAACACCUUCCUCUAGUCUACAUUCACAUGAGUUUGUUAACAGUUAUUCCGAUAACCUUCAGAGGCAGACAGUGAAUUCCUUUAGAAUGCUACAGUGGUGCAUCAUGCUGUGUAUAUGGUUACUUUGAUACUAAAUGUUAUUUUUUUUAUGCGGGAGGUCACCAAUUACGCAAAAUCCACUUUUUCAUGUGUUUUGUACAU
This is a messenger RNA of Notothenia coriiceps (black rockcod), 1269 nucleotides long. RefSeq lists its product as uncharacterized. The record is from RefSeq and is a predicted model, not a curated record. The coding region runs from base 15 to 635 and encodes 206 amino acids. The transcript has 6 exons. Gene Ontology annotation, cellular component: nucleus; cytoplasmic side of late endosome membrane; cytoplasmic side of lysosomal membrane. Gene Ontology annotation, molecular function: zinc ion binding. NCBI's taxonomy places the organism in Eukaryota, Metazoa, Chordata, Actinopteri, Perciformes, Nototheniidae.